Colletotrichum graminicola M1.001 is the source of this 1251-nucleotide messenger RNA. RefSeq names its product cellulase. The coding region runs from base 1 to 1251 and encodes 416 amino acids. Lineage: Eukaryota; Fungi; Ascomycota; Sordariomycetes; Glomerellales; Glomerellaceae. The transcript has a single exon. The record is from RefSeq and is a predicted model, not a curated record. Gene Ontology annotation, molecular function: hydrolase activity, hydrolyzing O-glycosyl compounds.
AUGGGGCUCAUUCGUAGCGUCUGGGCUGUGUGUGCCCUCCUUCUCUCUGUCCAUGCCCAGAAGCCCCAGCUGCCGCUCUUUUCGACUUCACGCUGGAUUACCGACUCCUCCAACCAGCGCGUCAAGCUCCGCUGUAUCAACUGGGCUGGGCACAUGGAAGUCAAUCUCCCCGAGGGCCUGCACAAGCAGCCCAUCGAGUACCUCGCCGACUGGAUCAAGCAGGAGGGCUUCAACUGCGUGCGCCUCACCUACUCGACCGAUCAUGCCCUGAACCCGGGGGUCAGGGUCCGCGACUCCUUUGUCAACGGCUCCAGGGCCGCCGGCGUCUCCGAGGCGGAUCUCCUGAGUCUCUACGACCAGGCCGUGCAGAAGAAUCCGUUUCUGGCCGGCCCCGACGUGACCCAGCGCGACGUCUUCGAGAGGGUAAUUGACGCCCUCUGGGACAGGGGCGUCAUGACCAUCCUCGACAACCACGUCAGCAGGGCCUCAUGGUGCUGCAACCUCGACGACGGCAACGGGUGGUGGAAGGACGCGCGCUUCUACUGGGCUGCCAACUCGCGCUACUUUGACACGGAUGAGUGGCUCGCGGGCCUGCGUCAGGUCUCCCUCUGGGCCAAGACUAGGCCGGGGGUCGCAGCCAUCUCCCUGAGGAACGAGCUCCGCGCGACCUGGACGCAGAUCCCCUUUGCUGCAGGCCAGUGGUACGACUACGUCGCGCGCGGCGCAAAGGCCGUCCACGAGGCGAACCCGGACGUGCUCGUUGUCAUCGGCGGCCUCAACUCGGCGACAGACUUCACACCCCUCCGGACGCGGAGCCUCGACACCGCCGCCUGGCAAGGGAAGAACGUGUGGGAGGCGCACAGCUACAGUUUCACGGUCACGACGCCCAACCUUGGAGACUGCAACAUCGAGAGGGCAGAGUACGGCGCCCUGUUCGGGUUCGUACUAGAGCAGGGGGUGGGGUACACAGGGCCGCUGUUCAUGUCCGAGUUCGGCGUCGCCAUGUCGGGCGGGCCGGAGGACGGCCUCUCGGCCGAGGAUCACGCGUAUCUGACCUGCUUAGUUGGCUACCUCGAGGGGAAUGACGCGGACUGGGCGCUCUGGGCGAUUCAGGGGACGUACUAUGUGCGCAACAAGGUUGUCGAUUUCGAAGAGACGUGGGGCGCGAUGGAUCGCGAGUGGAAGGGGUGGAGAAACCCCGCGUUCAAGGGCAUGUUAGGCAAUAUCUUUGCCGUCACUCAGCGGCCGUAG